GUUCCGCACAUGUGACGGACUGCAAUGGAAGCCCACACAGUCGCGUCUGGACCGUAAGUCACUGACUGGAUCCAUCGUUUUUCACAUUAGAUUUGUCCCCCUCGAUCGGAGACAUAUGAGGUAUUUACGACAACUUGGGCGCUUGUUUGCCCGCCGUCAUGUGCGCUCAUGCCAUCACAGUGUUUACAGCAGCCAUCAAAACCCACGAAGUGUGGGAGUAGACCUUGGAGAGAAGAAACUGGAGAUCUCCUCUGGGAGGUUCGCCCGAUUUGCGGAUGGAUCAGCUGUUGUUCAGCUCGGGGAGACGUCUGUAAUGGUGACAGCUGUAAGCAAAAGCAAACCCUCACCUUCACAGUUUAUGCCGCUUGUGGUGGAUUACCGACAGAAAGCUGCCGCUGCAGGACGAAUCCCGACUAACUAUUUGAGGCGAGAACUUGGUACUACUGACAAUGAGAUUCUCACCAGCAGAUUAGUCGACAGAUCCAUCAGACCUCUCUUCCCUCCUGGUUACUUCUACGACACCCAGGUUGUGUGUAAUUUGCUUGCUGUCGAUGGUGUCAACAAUCCGGAUGUUCUGGCGAUCAAUGCAGCAUCUGCUGCUCUGGCUCUCUCUGACAUCCCAUGGAAUGGCCCCAUUGGUGCUGUUCGUGUUGGCUUGGUGGAUGGAGAGUUGCUCAUCAAUCCCACCAGGGCGGAGAUGAUGUCCAGCACACUCAACCUGAUCAUCGCUGGGGCACCCAGCAGCCAAGUGGUGAUGAUCGAAGCUUCGGCUGAGAAUGUUCUGCAGCAGGACUUUUCUCACGCGGUCAAAGUAGGAGUGAAACACACGCAGCAGAUCAUAUUUGGCAUCCAGCAGCUGGUCCGGGAGCACAAAAUCACCAAGCGCACGCCGGUCAAAGUGUUCACGACUCCAGCUGAGAUGGUGGAUCAUGUCCGACAAUGUGCCUCAGAGCGGAUUUAUGCGGUUUUCACAGACUACUCUCAUGACAAGGUGUCGCGAGAUGAUGCCAUCAACAAAAUUCGACUAGAGACAGAAGAGUCCCUUCGAGAAAGAUUUCCUCAAGCUGAACCCUUUGAAAUCGUUGAGUCCUUCAACACUGUCAGCAAAGAAAUCUUCCGCAAUCUAGUCCUCAAUGAAUACAGGAGGUGUGAUGGAAGGGAACUGACAGCUCUGAGGAACAUUUCUUGCGAGGUGGACCUUUUCAAGCCGCUUCAUGGCUCCGCCCUGUUCCAGAGAGGACAGACUCAAGUUCUCUGCAGCGUCACCUUUGAUUCGCUGGAGUCGAGCAUCAAAGCUGACAUCAUCACCACGGCUCUGAGCGGCAUCAAAGACAAGAACUUCAUGCUGCAUUAUGAAUUUCCGCCGUAUGCAACCAAUGAAACUGGGAAGCUGGGAGGUCUGAACCGACGAGAACUGGGACAUGGAGCUCUAGCUGAGAAGGCCUUGAGGCCAGUCAUUCCUAAAGACUUUCCAUUCACGAUUCGAGUCACGUCUGAGGUGUUGGAGUCAAAUGGAUCGUCCUCCAUGGCAUCAGCCUGUGGGGGCAGCCUUGCACUGAUGGACGCAGGUGUCCCGAUCUCGUCUGCUGUCGCAGGAGUAGCCAUCGGCCUCAUCUCUAAAUCCAAUCCAGAAAAGCCUUCUGAGAUCCAAGACUACAGGUUACUCACCGACAUCCUGGGGAUUGAGGAUUAUCUGGGAGACAUGGACUUCAAGCUGGCAGGAACAAACAAAGGCAUCACUGCGUUACAGGCUGACGUGAAGAUCCCAGGUUUACCUCUGAAGGUUGUCAUGGAGGCGAUCCAACAGGCCACAGUGGCCAAGAGAGAGAUUUUAGGCAUCAUGAACAAAUGCAUCGCAGCACCGAGAGCCGCGAGAAAAGACAAUGGACCAGUUGUAGAAAACGUCAGAGUGCCUGUUUCGAGACGCGCCCGCUUUGUCGGCCCUGGAGGAUACAACCUUCGCAGGCUGCAAGCGCAAACGGGCGUGACCAUAAGUCAGGUGGAUGAAGAGACGUUCUCUGUGUUUGCACCGACCCCCAUAGCCAUGAAUGAAGCUCAAGACUUCAUCACUGAGAUCUGCAAAGACGAUCAAGAGCAACAGCUGGAGUUUGGUGCUAUAUAUACGGCCACCAUCACUGAAAUUAGAGAAAUAGGAGUCAUGGUGAAACUGUAUCCCAACAUGAGUGCUGUGCUGCUACACAACUCUCAACUGGACCACAAGAGGAUCAAACACCCGAGCGCUCUGGGUUUUGAAGUGGGUCAACAGAUUCAAGUCAAAUACUUUGGACGCGACCCGACGGAUGGGCGGAUGAGACUGUCACGUAAAGUUCUCCAGUCUCCAGCUGCGACUGUUAUCAAGACGCUGAGUGAGAAGCAAAGUAUCUCCAUGGGAUCAAGUCAAACAACCAACUCCAGUUCAUGACAAAAAUGAGGACUUGUGAAGCUCUUAAAAACAGCAUCAUGUGAAAGGAUCAUGUUGAAUGCGGGUUUUGAAUGAAAACUAGGAGUGUACUUUUGCUAUUUUUAAUAUUCUUAUGUCAUGUCUUUAUGCUGCGUCAAUGUAGACAAUAAAUGAACUAAUUUUAUGUUUAUUUGUAUUGAUUAUGUGUCACAUAUGGUUCUUUAUAAAGUACGAAGGCCUUUGUUCAGUUGUUCUUGGGCGUCUUUCAUGUGGCAAAUCUUUUUCAAAACCAAAAACGGAUGCUCAGCCUGGAUCUGGAACCUCUACUGGAACAUGGGUGCAGAAGUAAUGUUUUCAAUGACGUUGGUUUGUCUGUAAACAAAAUAACUUGAAAAGAUAUGAAUAAAAUAUGAGGA
Messenger RNA from Synchiropus splendidus (mandarinfish), 2817 nucleotides. Its product is annotated as polyribonucleotide nucleotidyltransferase 1, mitochondrial. The transcript has 28 exons. NCBI's taxonomy places the organism in Eukaryota, Metazoa, Chordata, Actinopteri, Syngnathiformes, Callionymidae. Bases 116 to 2422 code for a protein of 768 amino acids. The record is from RefSeq and is a predicted model, not a curated record. Gene Ontology annotation, molecular function: polyribonucleotide nucleotidyltransferase activity; RNA binding; 3'-5'-RNA exonuclease activity. Gene Ontology annotation, biological process: mitochondrial mRNA catabolic process; mitochondrial RNA 3'-end processing. Gene Ontology annotation, cellular component: mitochondrion; cytosol.